Panicum virgatum (switchgrass) is the source of this 2396-nucleotide messenger RNA. RefSeq names its product glutathione S-transferase U17-like. Gene Ontology annotation, molecular function: glutathione transferase activity. The record is from RefSeq and is a predicted model, not a curated record. NCBI's taxonomy places the organism in Eukaryota, Viridiplantae, Streptophyta, Magnoliopsida, Poales, Poaceae. The transcript is spliced from 2 exons. Gene Ontology annotation, biological process: glutathione metabolic process. The coding region runs from base 1272 to 2264 and encodes 330 amino acids. Gene Ontology annotation, cellular component: cytoplasm.
CACUCUUUCCCGCAAGCCCGCGCCUUGUUCAGUAGAGGCCCACUUGCUGGGUGGCGCCUCGAUUGGGCAAUGGGUUCACACCUGAGAUGGUGAAAGCCUCCCUUCAGAGCCUCGCGGCGACCAUAAAUAGGGUAGGAGGGUAACAUGUAAAGGGUUCGACUCCUUUUGAGUGAGACCUAGAUCACUUAGAGGAGAAGACCAUCACUGAAUACUAACUAGAAACCACACAAGACGUACGUAGGGUCUUAUGCCCCCGGGCAGCCCGAACCUAUCUAAACCACUAUGUCCUCUGAACUCCAUCACGGAUCAAAUCCUGCUGUGUGUUGCACAUCUGGCUGAAUCUCUAAUAGAAGGUUCCCACGAAUUCCUGCUCAUGGGAGAAAUUCACAAAUAAGUCUGUCCUAUUUUGAUCUGCAUGCCUUGGAUCCUUCCAAAUAAUUAAGUCCGCAUGCAUGUAGCCAAUGAAUUAGUAGUGCCGCCGGUGAAUUAGUAGCGUAAGACGUCGGGACUGGCUUGCCUGCUGCCAUGCAGAGACAGUGUGUCAUGCGCUGAGUUAAUUUUCUCCUUGAUCUCUGCACCCGGACAAAAUCCGACCCUUAAAAAAUGGAGGGAGUAGGGAGUAACAGUUACAAUAUUAGAAAUCCAACGCUUGCAACGUCAAAAAAAUAUGAACGCAAAAGACUCCGACAUCCAAUUUGAGGAUGAAAAAUUUCCAGUGCAGUAUUAACACGUUGUUUCAUGCAACAUCGAUUGUGAAAUAAAAACAAUUAUUGUAACAUCGGUGCUUGUCUCUUGCAACAUGUGCCAAGCGUCCGCCGAUGAACGAAAAGUCGGACGCUUGAGUGGUACCGUUACCGAAAAAAGUAUUCUCCUUAGUCUAUAUAAUCUCAUAAAGUACCUUCUUCAGUUUUCUCCUUCAAAUAUGCCAAUUGGUCAAAUUUUUGUCUUCUUUUUCUCCAUCCAUAAGUGGAGUUUCAAAGUUAAAAUUUGAUAGCGUGAACCGUGAAGCCGUGAAUGGACAUCAUAACCUAUGUUUUUUUUAAAAAAUGUAUACUAUGAAAUAUUUUUAUUAUUACUUUUUGGAAAUUAUACAUCCUAAGAAUUAAUUUAUUUCCAUAUGUUCUAGCCUAUCAAAAUUAUGAUGAAGAAAUUCGUGGCAUUUUUUUCUAACACAUCAUCCAAAUCAAAGCGUGUUCUGUCUCUGUCUUUAUAAUGGCUAAAGUCUGGGUCACCAAACCAAUCAGCCACAGGAGAUCCAGCACAUAGCAUCGAUGACGGAAGGCAUCACCUCAAAAAAAUUAGAAUUCCAGCGCCAGCGCACCCAUCAGGUACGACGAAAUGCUGAAAAGGGCAGCAGCUGGCCGGAACAUGACGCACGCGACGACGUCUACAAAACAUCAUGGAGAGAAAUGAAAUACGAGAGCACGAGAUCUUUUAUAUACCAACAGCAGCAGCCGCCGCCGCCGCCAUACCUCCUUAGUGAUCAGUCCCAAAUUAAGACGAUACAGUACUUCCAACACAGCUCUCACUUUAGCCACAGUACUCCAACAACAAUGUCAGCUGAGGCGUCGUCGGCCGUGCGUGUGAUCGGCCUAUGGCCGAGCCCGUUCGUCAUCCGCGUCCUGAUCGCGCUGAAGCUGAAGGGCGUCGAGUACGAGUUCGUGGAGGAGCAGGUGGGCAAGAAGAGCGAGCUGCUGCUCAGGUCCAACCCGGUGCACAAGAAGAUCCCCGUCCUGCUUCACCACGGCAAGCCCAUCUCCGAGUCCCUCGUCAUCGUCCAGUACGUCGACGAGGCCUGGUCAUCCUCCGCCGCGCCGGCCAUCCUCCCGGCCGACCCGUACACCCGCGCCGUCCAUCGGUUCUGGGCGCAGUACAUCGACGACAAGUUCCCUCCGGCGAUCCGCACUCUCAAGGGAUCGGACGACGGCGACAAGGAGCAAGCGGCGGGGCAGCUGUCCGCCGCCCUGCAGCUGUUGGAGGCCGCCUUCGUGGAGCUCAGCCAGGGGAAGAGCUACUUCGGCGGCGACGGCGUCGGGUACCUGGACAUCGCCCUGGUGUCGCACGUCGGGUGGGUGAGGGCGGUCGAGAAGAUCGCCGGGGUCGCGCUCCUGGACGAAGCGAAAGUCCCGAACCUGGCGGCGUGGGCCGGUCGGCUGUGCGCGCACGCGGCGGUGGCGGACGCGAUCCCUGACGCGGACAAGUUCGUGGAGUUCAGCGUCAAGUACGGGUCGUUUUCGAAGCCUAUUAACAGUGGUGCCAAGUGAGCCAAAGCGAUCUGUGUUCAAAAAAAAAAAGUGAGCCAAAGCGAUCUGAUGUGGCCGCUUACUUAGUGGUAGCCAUCGACUUUCAGUGCACGUGUGACAGUGUCUAUCAAUAAGAUGUUUUUUUGUGUAUAA